AUGCAAUAUGGAAAGAGGCAAAGUUUGAAAGAUCGCUUACAGCAAUAUUAUAUUGAAAAUAUCAAAACAAGUUUUAGAAUUCGAGUUUUCAACCUUCUGAUCAAAGUUAUUUCGUGUGUACUAUACUGUGUGCGAGUCAUCAAUGAUAAUGGGCAACUUCCAAGACAUAUCCAACCUAAAGCUUACGCUAUCGACGAAGUUAAAUACCAAAAUCUAAUAUGGGUUGAUCGCAAGUAUUCCAUGUGGAUUUGCCAAGGUAGUGCAUUUAGAGUCGUUUUAAAAUUGCAUUUUUUAUUGGAAUUAAUAACUAGUAUGCCGCUAAUUGCUACACAUGAUUCGAAUCGAAUUUCAACAUCUGUUGGACGAUCAGCUUUGGUGCGUCAGAUGCUCAUUUUAUUUUCAACUUUGCUUUGCUUAGUUUUCACGGGUACGUGUGGAAUUGAACACUUACAACGAGCAGGAGAACGGCGUUUUGACUUGUUUACUUCAUUUUACUUUGUUAUGGUUACAUUUUCUACUGUUGGUUAUGGAGAUUGGUACCCUGACACGUGGAUGUCAAGAUUGUUCGUUGUUAUGCUCAUAUGCAUUGCGUUCGCUAUACUUCCGAAACAAAUUGAAGCACUUGGUCAGACGUACGUUGAAAGACAAAAAGCAGGCGGUGAAUACACAGAGGGCUGGGUAAGUAAUGUGAAACACGUAGUGGUUACAAUCACACAUCUUGAAGCAGAAUUCAUCCGAGAUUUUCUUAGUGAAUUCUAUGCACAUUCAGAACAUCAGAACUAUUUGGUAAUUUUAUUGUCACCAUGUGAAAUGGAUGAUCGGAUGCGAAUGCUUUUGAAAAUACCAAUGUGGUCAACAAGAGUAAUGUAUAUACGUGGGUCAGCUUUGAAGGAUGACGACUUAGAAAGGGCACGUAUGGCAUCUGCUAAAGCUUGCUUCAUUUUAUCAGCUAGACAUAUUAAAAAUAAAACAAGCACAGUAUGUGUUAGUUAA
This is a messenger RNA of Thelazia callipaeda (thelaziosis nematode), 993 nucleotides long. NCBI's taxonomy places the organism in Eukaryota, Metazoa, Nematoda, Chromadorea, Rhabditida, Thelaziidae. The record is from the annotation of a GenBank genome assembly.